UCUUCGAGACGCCACGCAACGGAAAUCAGAUAUUGACAAACGGUUUAUGAGAAGAAUAACGACGACAAUGGGGAGAUGGGAUCAGUAAGAUGAGGAGAGGAUGGGAAGUGAAAAAAAGGGUGAUAAAGUAUUUUACGGGACAGUACGCGGAGUGCUUUGUCUUACUUGGCUCGGCUCACUUCUCCCGGUAUCGGCCAAAUGGGGAUUCGAGUUGAAAAAGAUGGGAGGAUGGGAGUUGUUGGGAAGAAACAUUCGGCGAAGGGUGAUGGUCCCUGAGUGGCGUCGACGAGGUGAAGGAGCGCGUGAGUGGUGUGUGUGUGACUGGGACAUCCUUUAGUAGAAGCUAGAAGCGCGGUAGCGUCGUUGGGGGGGGCUGCUUCCAAGUGCAGUACGUGUUAGGUUUUACGUUGUACGGAGAAGGUACGGAGCGAGUGCAAAGUGUGAUCCACAGCCCGCGAACUGGGCGCUGGUUGGUUCAAGAGGUCAUCCAUCCGUGUGCGGAUGCGGCCGGGCAGAUGUG
Messenger RNA from Sodiomyces alkalinus F11, 520 nucleotides. RefSeq lists its product as hypothetical. The record is from RefSeq and is a predicted model, not a curated record. Lineage: Eukaryota; Fungi; Ascomycota; Sordariomycetes; Glomerellales; Plectosphaerellaceae. The coding region runs from base 101 to 337 and encodes 78 amino acids. The transcript has a single exon.